Saccostrea cuccullata (small rock oyster) is the source of this 3206-nucleotide messenger RNA. Its product is annotated as BMP-binding endothelial regulator protein-like. Gene Ontology annotation, molecular function: protein binding. The record is from RefSeq and is a predicted model, not a curated record. The coding region runs from base 1067 to 3109 and encodes 680 amino acids. Lineage: Eukaryota; Metazoa; Mollusca; Bivalvia; Ostreida; Ostreidae. Gene Ontology annotation, cellular component: extracellular region. The transcript has 14 exons.
UAGAGGAAAAUCGUAAAUUUUAAAAUCGAAAAAUAAUUGCCUUUUUAGUAUUUUUCAAUCUAACUGUCAUAAAAUUUUUUGCAUAACUCUUGUUGAUGUCUAAUUAAUGUUGUACGAUGGUAAAUUGUGAAACAUUUCUUUCCUACCUGCCGGGGUUAAUGAUUUUAUCGCUGUUGCGACAAUGGCUCAGAUAGAGAUCUCUUCCCACUCGGGUGCCCGACACUCGCUGUCUGAGAAAGUGUCGUAAGACGAAGAUUUGGCGACAUGAGAAAAUAAUCGGGAACGCAAAAAGAAUACGGUGGAUUAGCGGCGACCCCUCUUCUUGCGCGGGACACACAUUGUAUUUGAUUGCAGCCAUGAUUCUUGAUCAGAUCUAAGGAUAUCUGUGGGCAAGUCCAUAAAACGCAGGAGCAAUUUAGAUUGGGAUGUUAUACCUGCUUGUCUUUAACGUGGAUUGGAUAUAAAUCUUCGAAUGACUUACAUAACGAUUCUAACAUAUAGCAAGGCCUUCAUGUCUUGUAGCGGUUAUUGGUAAACCACUUAAUUAUGGUGUACAAGAUAAGAACAGGACAUUAAUGAAAACUAAUUACUAUCAUGUUCCUUAAUGCGGACCAGAGUCAUAGCACCCACUGACAAAUUUUUGGAGGCGUGAACAUUCAGGAAAUUUAUUUAUCUAGGAGAAACAACCAACACAGAAUCAGAGGAAACUUGGCGAUUUAUUUGGUUUUAUCUAGUCCUAUUUAUCAUAUAUUUAAUUUCUAUGAAUUUAUUUUCAUGAAAGACAUUCUCCAGAAACUUUCUAAUUGAUUCCCUUCCUCGAAGUUAUCUUGUUAACUUAUAAACUAAAUUACGGGCCAGACACUCUAAUAACUCUUAUUGGAAACCUCUGGAUUUUUAUCUUCACAGAUUCAAAUGAGAGAAAAUUUCACAAGACCGCGUCUGUGAACAUUUGACUAUUUUGUCUUUGCCAAAAAAGAAAAGAAAUAACUCAAAAAUUGGAAUUUUAAGUUUGCAUAAUUUGAUUGGCGACGCGUGCCUUGCGAAGAACGCGGGAUGAAACAAUACUAUGAAAGGAUUGACGCAUUUGGACGCCUCAGCAUGCCGUAAAAUUUUCAUAGGAGCACUCUUCAUCCUUGUUUUUGCGAGCCAUUCUGAGACCCAGUUAAUAGGAAGCAUAAGGCGAUGUGAAAAAGAAGGUGAAGAAAUUUUCAUCCCAAAUAUUACAGACAAUCCGUGUAUAUCCUGUUUCUGUAAGAAUAAAGAAGUCACAUGUCGGCGAACUAGCUGUCCCAAUCUUGAAGGCUGCCAUAUGAUAUUGUAUGAGAACUUACAAGAGAAACAGAAGUGUUGUGAGAUGUGUAAAGGCUGUACUUACCAGGGUACUGAGUACACCAGUGGAGAGCAGUGGAGCAGCCCAGACAACCCCUGUGUCAAGCUCUCGUGUAGGGCAGGAGUCAUAACAAGGGCCACAACCAAAUGCUUCUCCCAUUGCAAGAACCCCGUUACUGUACCGGGACAGUGCUGCCCUAUUUGUCAAGGUUGCCUAGAUAAUGGUAGAACGUAUCAGAAUGGUGAAGACUUUACCCUCAGCACGGACGUCUGCACAAAAUGUACAUGUCAGAAUGGCAAUGUGUCCUGUGCGAAGGAGGUUUGUCCAUUGCUGAAUUGUCCAGAAUCCGCCAUUGUACAUAAAGAAAAUGAAUGUUGUCCUUCUUGUGAAGGUCAAAGAAAAGUGUUUAAUUUACCUCCGGGAUUUUGUUUCUUUCAAAAGAAAAUCUACAAAACAAAUGAUGUCUUCAAACCAGAAGAAUGUACCCGGUGCACGUGUUUGAUGGGGACCAUUGUCUGUGAGAGGGAGAUCUGUCCACCUAUCACAUGUGACGUCAAUAUGACCGUCAAGAGGGAGGAUUCCUGCUGUAAAGUCUGUCCUCAAAAGGAAAUCUGUGACUAUGAGGGUGCCACGUAUCAGGAUUCUGAAGUUUGGCAGCCCAAUAUCUGUACUAAAUGUUCCUGUGAUGACGGCACCACUAGGUGUCGGGUCCAGCAGUGUAAGACAUCCAGCUGGUGUCCACCGGGUUAUAAAUUAAAGUAUUUGGACGGUGAAUGUUGUCCCAGAUGUGUAGAAGCCAGUGGAAUUUGUACAGUGUUUGGUGAUCCUCAUUACAGGACGUUUGACGGGAGGAUCUAUAAUUUUCAGGGAGCGUGUAAAUAUUUAUUAGCAGAGGACGAAGUGACUAAAAAGUUUUCGGUGACAGUGAGAAAUGACGCUAGAUCCUCGCCGUGGUAUACAUGGACAAGGAUGUUAACAGUAUUUAUAGGAAAAACUAAAAUAGGGCUUCAUCAAAAGCUAAGAGUCAAAGUCAACAGAAAAAGAAUCAAACUUCCUUAUAAGAAUAAGGAUCCCGACUUUUCUAUUCAUAGAGAUGGAAAUUCGGUGAUAUUCAAGGCUGUGUUUGGAUUACAGAUCGUUUGGGAUGGAGACAGUUUCGUAGAACUCACUGUGUCAAGUCAGUACAAACGCCGAAUGGCUGGACUUUGUGGGAAUUAUAACGGGUUCGGUGCUGAUGACCUUCAGGGUCGCGACCGUAAAUUGUAUUUAGACAGUGAAGAAUUUGGGAAUACUUGGCGGGUAGGCAGCAAGGCAGCUUGUGUUUUGAGUCAUGAGAAAUCAGAACAAUCGUCACUGUGUGAUGGGGAUAAAAGAAGGCGAAAAAGGGCGAGGGCCGCCUGUAGUUUUCUUCUGGGAAGUGUGUUCUAUAAAUGUCGACGUCGGGUAGAUGUGAGGACUUAUUACAGUUCAUGUAUUUCUGAUAUGUGUGAUUGUCCAAAAGACAAAAUAUGCGCAUGUGAAUCUUUCAAAGCCUACUCACAUGCCUGUCUCCGUGAAAGUGUCAGUAUCCGGUGGGAGAGGCAUAUAUUAUGUCCGAAUCGAUGUCCAAGAGGAGCUAUUUUCAAAAGUUGCACCAAGCGUUGUUCUAAGACCUGUGAGGAACCAAAGAGGACAGGUCACUGCAGGGAUAAAUGCCAGCCUGCCUGUAUCUGUCCAGGGAGAAGGGUACUCCAUAAUGGGAAGUGUAUAGCGCCGAACAUGUGCCCUGGUGUCUCAUAAUCCGUCCAUAUCUAUGUUAUGAAUUUUAUUUAUUUGCCAGUAUGCAUGUUUUAUUGCAAUUUGUUUUCAUUCUGAGAGAUUAAAAACUACAAUUUUA